This is a messenger RNA of Insectozyma verbasci, 4332 nucleotides long. Lineage: Eukaryota; Fungi; Ascomycota; Pichiomycetes; Serinales; Debaryomycetaceae. The record is from the annotation of a GenBank genome assembly.
AUGUAUAAUCCAUAUCAACAACAAGGAAUGGGCUAUUCCCAACAGCAGCCUCAACAAACAGGAUAUGGAUUCAAUUACCAACAACCAAAUCAGCAACAACAGCAACAACAACAACAAUUUCAACAACAAUCAAUGUACCCCCAGGCCACUGGGUUUAUUCAACAACCAAAUUUAUAUGGAAACUUUCAAAAUAAUAAUCAAGGAUUUGGUCAACAACCUUCUUUACAACCUCAACAAACUGGAUUUAUUCAACCGCAAGGAACUGGUUAUAUUCAAUCUCAACCAACAGGGUUUGGAGCUUCAACAACAGUUAUAGAAAAUAGUGAAUUAAAAAUACCAAGUAUUAGAUUAUCAUUUAUUACAGCUGAAGAUCAAAAAAAGUUUGAACAUUUAUUUAGAUCAGCUGUUCCAAAAGGUGAACAAUCAAUUUCUGGAGAAUCCGCAAGUAAUAUUUUAUUAAGAUCUGGCUUAUCACCGGUUACUUUAGCUGAAAUUUGGUCAUUAUCAGAUAUUAAUAAGACUGGUUCAUUAUUAUUUCCUGAAUUUGCAUUAAGUUUGCAUUUAUGUAGUAUGGCUAAAAGAAAUGAAGCAUUACCAGGAAUUUUACCUGAAAAAUGGUUAAAUGAAGUUAAAAGUUUUAUGGAUACUAUAAAUUUUAGUAUACCAGAUGAUCCAUCUAAAAUAUUAGCAAAUACACCAUUUGCAAGUUUUGCACCUAGAAAGAAUGAUGGAAAUGAUUGGUUACAACCACAAGGUACUGGGUUUAAUUUUCAACCUCAACAGACAGGUUUUGGAGCUCCACCAACAACAUCAUUUGGAGGAUUAUCAGCUCAAAGAACUGGUGGUGGUACGUUGAUUCCAUUACAACCACAACAAACUGCUGGAUUAAUUCCUGCGAAUAAAAGUGGUCCAUUAUAUCAACAAUCAACAGGUUUUCAACCACAGCGUACUGGUGGUUUAAUUCAACAAAAUACUGGGUAUUUAAAUCAACAAUCAAGUGGUUUACCUCAACAAAACUCUGGUUUUUUGAAUCAACAAAGAACAGGCGGGUUUGUACCUCAAACUACAGGAUUUCAACAACAACCAACCGGUGGUUUUAUGCCACAAACUUCAUUUCAACAACCUCAAUUAACAGCUCAAAGAACUGGUCCUUUACAAGCUCAACCAACUGGUAGACCUGGUGAAUGGGGUUUUGUAUCUAUGCCAACUGGUGGUAUUCCAGGUUUAAAUGCUAUGCAACAACAUUUUUUACCAAAUACUCAAUUACCUUCAUCAAAUUUACAAAAUGCUAUGGAUAAUAAUUUAAAAGCAAAUGUUACAUGGGCAAUUACAAAACAAGAAAAACUGAUUUACGAUGGUUUAUUUCAAGCUUGGGAUACUCAAAAAAGAGGAUAUGUUGAUUCUUCAGUUGCAUUAGGUGUAUUUACGAAAUCAGGUUUAAGUAGACCAGACUUAGAAUCUAUUUGGACAUUGGUUGAUACCGAUGAUACUGGUAAAUUAAAUAAAAAUCAAUUUGCGGUUGCCAUGCAUUUAAUUUACAGAAGAUUAAAUGGUUAUGAUAUACCAUUAAGAUUACCACCAGAAUUAAUACCACCAGCUGAUAGAACAUUAAAAGAUACAAUGGAUUCUUUGAAAAAUUCAUUAAAAGGUGGUAAUAAUAAACCAAAUAAACCACAAAAGCCACAAACUAAACCAGAUGGAAGUAGAUUUAGAAAUGAUGAUAAUAAUUUUGGUUAUGUAUCAAGUGCACGUCAUAGAAAAAGUGUUAGUAAAGAUAAUGGUAGUUUGAAAACAUCAUCUGAUUCUGAUUUAACAAUUGAUGAUAUGAAAAAAUUAGUUCGUGAAAAGAGAAUAUUACUUGAUGCCUUGGAUGUUGAAGAUCAAGAUUCAGGUUAUAAAUCCAAUUCAUUAAAUAAUUCAGUUGUUGAAAGUUUGAAACAAAAAAUUAAGGAUGUACAAACUAAAUUAAAUGAAGCUGGUAUUGAAAGUUCUUCUAAUGAAGAAAAGAAACAAUUAUUAUCUACUUUAGAUCUUUUAACUAGAGAUAAAGUUCCAAAAUUAAUUUCUGAUAUUCAUAAAGUAAAUCAAGAAAUUGCAAGGAAGAAAGUUGAAUUAGUUAGAUUACAAAUCAAAAAAGAACAUCCUGAUUGGAGUCCUGAAGAUGAUGAAUCUCAAAUUGAAGGUACAGGUCCAAAUGGUCAAAUUACAGAAUUUGAUAGAAAGAAAUUUCAACAAAGACAAAAAUUAAAACAAAGAAUGGCUGCAUUAACUGGUAAAUCUUCAUCUGGAGGUGCAAACCUGGAAUUGAAUUUCAAAUUAAAACAAGUUUCUGAGGAUGCACAACGUGAAGCUAAGAGUCAAUCUGAAAUGAUAAGUGAUAUUGAAUCUGGUAUUAAAAGUAUGGAAGAUGAGUGUGCAUGUAAAUUAAAAAUUACAACAAAGGAAGAUUCAGGUUAUGAUAAAUGGGUUAAAGGUGUUGGAAUUUCUGAAGAAGUUGCAAAAUUUGUUAGAGAAUUGGAAGCAUUUUCAAAUAGUCAAAGGAAGAAUAUUGAAGCUUCUAAAACUAAUCAACAAGUACCAUCACCAUUAACAAAACAAAAAACUGGUACAUCAACAACUCAAGAACCAUAUAAAACGCCAGAAGAAAGAGCUGCUUAUAUUAAAGCUCAAGCUGAAAAGAGAAUGAAUGAGAGAUUAGCUAAGCUUGGUAUUACACGACGUGGCAAAAUAGAAAAAAACCUUGAAACCAAACCAGAAACAAAACCAGAAACAAAACCAGAAACAAAACCAGUUGAAAAAUCAGUUGAAAAACAAGAAACAAAACCUGCACAAAAACAAGUGGAGGAACCUAUUGAAAAACCUGUUCACAAAGCUUUUGAUCAACCUACUAAGUCACAACCUGACUCAAAACCUCUUGAACAAAAAAAACAGACACUUCCAUCAGCUCAUGAUGAAUCUUCUGAUGAUGAUGACGAUGCAGAAUAUCAAGAAUUAUUAAGACAGAAACAAAAAUUAGAGGAGCAAAGACAACGUGAGAAGGAGGAACGUAAACGUAAGAAGGAGGAAAGAUUAGCGAAAUUGAAAAGAGAUAUGGAAGAAAUGAGAAAUAAACAAGAAAGUGAUGAUGAAGAUGAAGAACCAAUUACUCAAGUUAAUGUGUAUAGUGCUAAGAAAGAAGAACCUAAAGCUAAAGCAGUUGAAGCAACUAAACCUGUUGAAGAAAUUAAACAAGAAGCGACUAAACAAAUUGAAGAACCACAAAGAAAUGAAAUAAAAUCAGAAGUUACACAACCCAAGCAAGAUACAACAAUACCUCAUCACGAAAACAAUCCAUUUAAGAUGAAUUCACAACAACAACAACAACAACAACGGAGUACAGGAAGUUCAAGAUCAAAUCCUUUUUUUAAACCGCAACAACAACAACAAGUCAAGAUUGAUCCUAAAAAAGCUGCAGCUCAACGUCAAUCUCAACGUGGUAUUUCAAGUAGUUCAGGUUGGAGUGAUUCAGAAGAUGAUGAAUCAGACGAUGAUCAACCAAAUAGAGCUGGUGCUGCUAAAUUGGCAAGUUUGUUAUUUGGAGGAAUGACUCAACCACAGCAACCUAUUGAACCACCUAGUCAAGAAGAACAACCUAUUAAAGCGCCUAGUCAAGAAGAGCAACCUAUUGAACCACCUAGUCAAGAAGAACAACCUAUUAAAGCGCCUAGUCAAGAAGAGCAACCUAUUGAACCGCCUAGUCAAGAAGAAAAGAAGGAGGAAAGACAAGUUGCAAAACCGAAACAAGAAGAAGUAGAAUCAAAUGCAGAUUUAACUCAACAAAAAAUACCACCUCCUUUACCUCAAGAUAUACCUCCAGUUCCACAACCUGAAACUCAUGUAUCUAUUCCAAGAACUGCAACCUAUGAGAACGAAAGCUCAGAUGAGUUUGAUUUCGAAACUCCAGAACCGCAUUCCACUGGUUUUGAACCUCCUCCAAUGCCUACUCAAGCUCCUCCAUUACCUACUGGAAUUAUACCACCUCCUCCACCGUUACCAUCAUCAAAUGAAACACCAUCAAAUAAGUCAAUUACACCACCACCUCCUCCACCUCCUCCUCCUCCUCCUCCUCCUAUAUCAUCAAAUAUUGCUCCACCUCCACCCUCAUUUGAUAAUGGUUCAACUGGAGCUCCACCACCUCCUCCUCCUUUUCCUCCUCCUCCAACAUUGGGAAAUCAACCUACUGGUGGUGCAGCAAAUAUUAAUGCAUUAUUAGGUCAAAUUACUGGUGGAAAAUCAUUGAAAAGAGUUCAAACUAAAGAAUCAACAGGUGCUACAGUUGGUAGAGUAUUAUAA